AAUCGCUAAAUAAAGAUUGGCAACACGUGUGAGACGCGUGACACUCUACCUAUCACUUUUUGAAGAGAAAGAUGUGUAAACAUGAUCCUAAAUUCAGCAGACUAUGACCUCGUUAUAUAUUUUAUAGGCCGACGUGUAUGCACCUACAUGUACCUAGCGGAUUCGAUAUUUUUCAGUGUAAAAUGUCGGAGCGAAUGCAGAAAGAAGCUUUUAUAGCCAAGCCGAGUUUAAUCAACACUGUUCGUUGUAAUACUAUAGAAAUAGAUGAUGCUACUACAGAUUGUUGUGAACUGGCAAAAGUUCCAAAAGGACGUGAACCGACAUCAUUUAUCAGGGACAUAAAGAAUGACAAGGACGUCCGAUUCAAGCUUAUUCUCAGCAUAUGUGUGUCACUCGCAUUUAUGAUGUUGGGAUGGACUCUUGGCCAGAUGGGACCUGCGUUUCCAGAUCUUCUGGACAUUACAAGAACGGAUCUAGAAAAAGGGUCUACAUACCUAACAUCAUAUAGCACAGGUCGUCUAGUUGGAUCAGUACUCGGAGGACUACUGUAUUCAAAGAUUAACACAUACCUGUUAUUUGUAGCCUCUCUGGUUAUUAACGGAACAGCCGUAGCUACGAUACCAUGGUGUUCCACAUAUGAACUUAUGAUGAGUGUGCAUGCGAUCCAGGGUAUAUCGGGAGGCGUAUUGAAUCUGGCGGUAACUUCAACGUCAAUGUCGAUAUGGGGACCAACCAGAAGAGGACGCUCCUACAUCCAGAUAUUGUAUGUAUUCUUCUCAUUUUCAACAGCAAUGGCACCUAUUGCAACGGCACCAUUUUUACGUAAAAACCAAGGUGUUACCGAACUUCGGAGUGUCGGCAAUCUCAGUUCAACAUCAUCGGAGUCUAACGGCACCAUACCGUGUUGCUCUGAAGAAAACUCCAACAUGAACAACAAUGGCCACGUUUUGGAUUUUGCGACGAGUGGUCAGGAAUCAAGGCUUUAUAUUGCAUUUUUCAUUUCAGCUGGGAUGACGUUCUUGGUCGCCCUUCUUUUUAUUAUUUUGUACAUCAAAAGAGCCAACAGCUCUGUCAGAGGGUCAAAAAUGAAAGCCCUUGAUUUUAUUGGAAAUCAUUCCCGUAUCUCAAAUUACCUACAGUUAAUUAAUGUUGGUUUAUUAUCUGCUAUGUUCAAUACAUGUCAGGUUGCCUAUCCCUCUUACUUGACUGUUUUCUGUGUUCAGUAUUUGCAUCAGACAAAGACGUUUGGCGCCAUGUUAACGUCCGUUACGGUGUUUAUAACAGUAGGUGGUAGACUAAUUGGUAUAUUCCUCGUUCGUGUAAUGGAGUCCCAUACUAUAUUGUUAUGCUCAGCUAUUUUGUAUGCAUCUGGGUUUAUUUGUUUGACAGUAAGUGCUCAUCUGUAUUCCGAAAUUGGAAUUUGGGUUUCAGCAUGUCUCAUUGGAUUACCUUCAGGCACGAUAUGGCCUACUGCAUUAAGCUGGACUAAUUCAUAUCUCAUAACCGUUGAUGCCAAAGUGUCAAGUUACCUUAAUUUAGUCGGCCAUAUAGGUCCUUUGACCUGUCCUUUUUUAUUGGGAUAUCUGAUGCAAGAAAUCUCUUUUCUCUGGUUUUGUUAUGUUUGCAUUAUAUUUUCUGCUCUCAUCAUGAUAAGUUCUAUAGGUAUGGUGUUACACACAAAAAUUAAACCCUCAUCAUUUUAAUUCCCGUAGGAUCAUGAAUCACAAUUAGGAAUAUCUAAAUAUAGGAAUAUUUCACUAGGAAUCAUAGUCAUAGUAAUUAGAAGGAAGUAGACAUCGUGAACAAACAGAGUAACCGUGUGAUGGUAGAUGACAUAUUCAUGGUCCCACAUAUAAAAGUAAUAAUGAUACUUAUGUUUAAGUGUAAACAACAGAAUGUUAUUUAUGAAAGGUACAAGUACCAGACAUCGCCAGAACAAUUGUUUUGAUAUUGAAACUAAAAAACAAAUUUAUACAAUAUACAAAGUUAAUGCUUUUAAUUGUAUUAUGAUUUUACCUGGCAUAUUUUGUUCUUAUUCAACAGCAGUACACUAUAUACAUAUAUAUAAGUUUUAUCCCUUUCCGGGUUUUGGAUUAGACUAGACAACAAACUGAAAGGCCACUUUAUUACAAUGGAAAAAUUGUAAACAGCGAGGUUGCCGUCUUCCUCCUCUACCAUUUCGUUAGGUGUUUUAUCGACAAGGUCGAUGUUUUUACAUUUUUGUAUUUUACAUAAGUCAUUGCUUCUUAACAUUUGUUACUUUGUACCCUUUGUCAGUGUUGUUAUAUUGAAAUCCCUCCUAUCGCUUUGCCUUUAUCAGCUUAAAAGUUAAAAUACAUUUAGUAUGUAUCGAUAUGUAAUAAUACAUCGAUUACUGGCAUUUAAAUAAGAUAAAUAAAUAUUCUUAUUCGACAA
This is a messenger RNA of Pecten maximus, 2415 nucleotides long. Its product is annotated as sodium-dependent glucose transporter 1A-like. The record is from RefSeq and is a predicted model, not a curated record. The transcript has 3 exons. Lineage: Eukaryota; Metazoa; Mollusca; Bivalvia; Pectinida; Pectinidae. The coding region runs from base 138 to 1703 and encodes 521 amino acids.